AUACUCCCUUGAUGAUCGCGGCUUUUUGUGGCAAGAUGGAGGCCGUAAACUAUCUUUUAGAUAAGGGAGCAGAUGCGUCUUUGAAAGGCUCGUAUGGAAGGAACUUACUGCACGGGGCUUCCUAUGGUGGUAAUGUCGCCAUCAUCGAAACAAUGCUGUCACGUGGUUUUGAUAUCAAUUCAAAAGAUAGUCAAGGUAAUACUCCCUUGAUGAUUGCGGCUUUGAUUAGCAAGAUGGAGGCCGUAAAGUAUCUUUUAGAUAAGGGAGCAGAUGCGUCUUUGAAAGGCUCGUAUGGAAGGAACUUACUGCACGGGGCUUCCUAUGGUGGUAAUGUCGCCAUCAUCGAGACAAUGCUGUCACGUGAUUUUGCUAUUAAUUUAAAAGAUAGUAAUGGUAAAACUCCAUUGAUGAUCGGGGCAGCUCAUGGUAAAGCUGAAGCUGUGGAGUAUCUACUCAGCAGGGGAGCACGUUAGAGUUCUACUUUAUAUUUAUAUUGCCGUCAUUUUUAAGACGGCAGAUUAGCGGUUAGUUUUUACAUGUUUAAUGUUGUGGUAAAAUUAGUGAGAAAUUUUGUUAACUUGUGUAGAGUUUCAACCCACAUAUUAAGGUUUCUAAGAGUGUUCCUCUAACAGCUGUUUUGGCUCCUCAAGGAGGAUCAGAUUUAUGAACUCAUUAUUCACUUGAAUGGAAUAUUAAAAGUUGACGCAACAAUGA
Molecule: messenger RNA, 714 nt
Organism: Orbicella faveolata
Lineage: Eukaryota; Metazoa; Cnidaria; Anthozoa; Scleractinia; Merulinidae
Product: ankyrin repeat, PH and SEC7 domain containing protein secG-like
Source: RefSeq, a predicted model, not a curated record